Molecule: messenger RNA, 996 nt
Organism: Ascochyta rabiei
Lineage: Eukaryota; Fungi; Ascomycota; Dothideomycetes; Pleosporales; Didymellaceae
Exons: 2
Coding region: 1-996 (331 amino acids)
Biological process (GO): potassium ion transport; proton transmembrane transport
Cellular component (GO): mitochondrial inner membrane
Source: RefSeq, a predicted model, not a curated record
AUGCGCCUCUUCCUGCUGCCCAUUUCGACGCGUCGCUCGCUCGUUUACUGCGAGAAGCUGCAUGAGAAAGCCCCCAAGGACCGCUCCAUCCUCGACAAGGUCACCCUCAAGGCCAACGAGACCUGGGCCGCCUGGGAAAAGGACGAAAAGGCCGUCGGCAACUGGAAGAAGAAGGUCACCUUCUACGGCAACCACGCGCUGAAGCGCAUUCCCUACGAAGAAUGGGGCCUCAAGACCCUGCCCACGCUGACCGACCGACGCAAGCAAGACAUCAUCGAGGGCAAGGCCAAGCACGAGAUCCUCUUCCCUGGACGCUAUCUCAAGCAGGAGAGAGUGACUGAGAUCCUGACCAAGCUGGCGCAAGAGCGGCAGGGCAUGCACCGCAGCAAGCUGAUAUGGAGCGUCGUCCUCAUGCCCUUCACCGCACCCUUCAUGCUGGUGCCCGUCAUCCCCAACCUGCCGUUCUUUUAUGUCUUGUACCGCGCCUGGUCACAUUGGAAGGCACUCACCGGCUCCAAGUACCUCGAAUUCCUCCUCAAACACAACCAGCCCAAGCCGAACCCUUCAUGGGCCCUUGACGAAGCAUACACGGCCGGUCUCAUGUACCCCACCCGCAAGAUCUCGCGUGCUGCCCCGCGCCCUACCGAAGACGAGGCUGACAAAGUCUCUGGGGUGGUGCAUCAGCAAACCAACAACGAGAGCGAAGAUGUCAUGGUGCUGCAGCGCUGGAACGGCAAGCUGAUCGCCGAGCAGUUUGAUUUGCCAGACAUGGAGGUGGAGAUUGAGCGUGCGGUCGAGCAAGUCGAGAGCUCGAUCGAAAAGAAGGAGAAGCUGAUGGAGCAGAAGAUUGAGCAAGAAAAGGCUACUACGGGCACGCCUGACCAAAGAGCCAAGGAUGCGCUGCCAGAUCACAUUCUUGACAAGAUUCACGAUGAGGCGGAGCUUAUUGCCGAGCGGGCCAAGGAGCCGCACGUCAAGGAGGCGGCAAAACAUUGA